Molecule: messenger RNA, 1087 nt
Organism: Centruroides sculpturatus (bark scorpion)
Lineage: Eukaryota; Metazoa; Arthropoda; Arachnida; Scorpiones; Buthidae
Product: lactosylceramide 4-alpha-galactosyltransferase-like
Exons: 4
Coding region: 89-1087 (332 amino acids)
Biological process (GO): glycosphingolipid biosynthetic process
Molecular function (GO): hexosyltransferase activity
Source: RefSeq, a predicted model, not a curated record
CUUUGGAUCAACUAGUAAGAAAAUUAGAAAUGACAUUUUCUACUUUGAAUAGAAUUUAAUGUCUAUUUAAGUUCGUCAGUAUAGUCAAAUGAACAAAAUACUGUCCAAAGGUCAUUUUAUGUCCUCAAGUUGCUCAUAUAAAAAUACAAGGAAGUUAAUACUUGCAAUCAUCUGCCUGCUAGUCGUUUCAUUAUUAUUAUUAUCGUUUUACGGUUCGAAAUCAUACAAAUUGCCUUUUUAUUUUUCAGAUUACAACACCGAAGAGCACAAUAUUUUUUUCGUUGAAACAUCAAAUUCUUCGUCGCUGAACAUUCGUCAAGCAUGUGCAGUCGAAUCGACUGCAAGACAUUAUCCUUCAUCUCUUAUUAAUGUGUUAAUGUUCACAUCAAAUCCUGACAUACAUAUCAACUUUACAUUAUUACCUAAUGUCAGAAUACAACGAAUUACGUUUGAAAAAGUAUUCGAAAAUACGCCAUUGUUGAAAUGGUAUAUUGAAGGAAAGUGGAAUAAAAGUGACUACGAAAUAUUCCAUCUAAGUGAUGCCAUUCGAUACGCUUUAAUUUGGAAAUAUGGUGGAAUGUAUUUAGACUUAGACAUUGUCAUGCUGAAAACUUUCCCGUCUUAUAAGAAUUUCGUAAUUAGGGAAAGUAAUAAUAGCUUGUGUAAUGGUAUUUUCGCAAUGGAGCGCAACCACACCAUACUUUACAAGUGUAUGGAAUACAUCAAGCAAUCAUACGAUAGUAAUUGUUUUGCCUGCAUCGGUCCGUUAUUAUUUACAGAAGAAAUCUCUUCAUUCUGCCACCAAGAAAUUAUAGAUGACAUGCCAAAACAGCUCGAUUGCAAUAUUACAGUUUUCGACCCAAUAACAGCUUUCCCUGUAUAUUACACUGAAUGGUGCGAUUAUUUCUCGUCUUCUUCAGCAGAAAAGGUUUUACAGCGAAUAAAUAAUAGCGUUUUGAUCCACCUGUGGAAUAAAUUGUCAAAAAACGAAAAAUCAAAACCAGGUUCGGGUAGUGCGUAUGAAUUAUCAAUGGCAACUCAUUGUCCUCUUGUUUAUGAAAAGGCUGUUCACAUGGAAAGUUUAUAA